AAAUAACCCGAAAAUUCAUAACAAAGACUUCCCAAAACGACCGCCAAAUGCUCACCAUCCCUCUAUAAUAAUAAAGCACCACUUAUUCGUCCCACCACCAUACCAAACUUCUCUUGUACAUUUUGUUCUCUGCAUCCUCUUCGUCGCCGUCGUCGGAGUUGUCGUCAUCAUCGUAGUUAUCUACCGAUUACUACAUAAUUAGUUAAUUACUCAGUUAAAUAUGGCCUCUACAGUUUCAGGGACUGGCGCUCCUUCGUUAAAACGGCCUUCGCCGUCGUUUCGCCUCCGCUGUACUAGUCUCAACUCUGUCCGGCUCCGCCGCAUCUUCGAUAUGUACGACAAGAACAAGGACGGCUUCAUCAGCGUCCACGAGAUUAGCCAAGCCCUAGCCCUUCUCGGGUUGGAAACUGAAAUCUCCGACCUCCAUUCCACUAUAAAAUCCUUCAUCCGACCCUCAAACGACGGCCUCAACUUCGACGACUUCGUCUCUCUCCACCAAUCCCUCUAUGACACCUAUUUCGACAAUAACAACGGCGAUGAAGAGGCUGUCGCUGCCGCUGCUGAGGCAGCAUCAACAGAUGCAUGCGACAAGGAGACUAAGUUGUCGCAGGAGGAGUCUGAUCUUUCGGAGGCGUUCAAGGUGUUUGAUGAGGACGGCGACGGGUACAUAUCGGCUAAAGAGUUGCAGGUCGUGCUUGCCAAGCUCGGAUUCCAGGAAAGCAACGAGAUCGAUAGAGUUGAGAAGAUGAUCACCUCCGUUGACCAGAACCACGACGGCCUCGUUGACUUGUUUGAGUUUAAGAACAUGAUGCGCACUACUGUUCUUGUUCCCAGCUCUUGAAAGUUCUUAAUCAAAUCGAUAUUUGAUAUGCAACAUGCAUUUGCUUGUGAUAUAUAUCAAUUAAUAAGUACUCCUCUUUGAUUUUUGUAGUUAGUAAUUAAGGUGUAUCCUAAUUGGUGUUAUUAUUGGCUAUUGUGCUCAAUCUCCACUUAUAGCGUAUAUUUUGAGUGCAAUGAAAAAUCUCUCAUAUAUGUACACGCAUGAUGAUUUUUAAGGAGGAUGCUAGCUCUAGUUUUCGUU
Molecule: messenger RNA, 1081 nt
Organism: Pyrus x bretschneideri (Chinese white pear)
Lineage: Eukaryota; Viridiplantae; Streptophyta; Magnoliopsida; Rosales; Rosaceae
Product: calcium-binding protein CML42-like
Exons: 1
Coding region: 221-841 (206 amino acids)
Molecular function (GO): calcium ion binding
Source: RefSeq, a predicted model, not a curated record